Messenger RNA from Sapajus apella (tufted capuchin), 626 nucleotides. RefSeq names its product serum amyloid A-1 protein. The coding region runs from base 122 to 484 and encodes 120 amino acids. NCBI's taxonomy places the organism in Eukaryota, Metazoa, Chordata, Mammalia, Primates, Cebidae. The record is from RefSeq and is a predicted model, not a curated record. The transcript is spliced from 4 exons. Gene Ontology annotation, cellular component: extracellular region.
AGGGACCACAUCCAGCUUUUCUUCCCUCCCAUGAGCCCAGCAGGGAAGGCUCAGUAUAAAUAGCAGCCACCUCUCCCUGGCAGCAGGGACCAGUAGCUCGGCUCCAGCACAGAUCAGCACCAUGAAGCUUCUCACGGGCCUGGUUUUCUGCUCUUUGGUUCUGGGUGUCCACAGCUGGUUUUCAUUCAUUGGCGAGGCUUUUGGUGGGGCUCGGGACAUGUGGAGAGCCUACUCUGACAUGAGAGAAGCCAAUUACAUCGGCGCAGACAAAUACUUCCACGCUCGGGGGAACUAUGACGCUGCCCAAAGGGGACCUGGGGGUGCCUGGGCUGCAAGAGUGAUCAGCGAUGCCAGAGAAGAUCUCCAGCAACUCUUUGGCCAUGGUGCGGAGGACUCGCUGGCUGACCAGGCUGCCAACGAAUGGGGCCGGAGUGGCAAAGACCCCAAUCACUUCCGACCUGAAGGCCUGCCGGAGAAAUACUGAGCUUCCUCUUCACUCUGCCCUCAGGAGACCUGGCUGUGAGCCCCCCAGGGCAGGGAUACAGAGUCAUUGAGCUCCGUGUCCACAGAAGCUGGGAUAUGGCACACAAUAAGCAUCUAAUAAAUGCUUAAGUGGUUGAAUCUGU